Molecule: messenger RNA, 3059 nt
Organism: Syngnathus acus (greater pipefish)
Lineage: Eukaryota; Metazoa; Chordata; Actinopteri; Syngnathiformes; Syngnathidae
Gene: hcn3
Product: hyperpolarization activated cyclic nucleotide-gated potassium channel 3
Exons: 8
Coding region: 998-2854 (618 amino acids)
Biological process (GO): potassium ion transport; transmembrane transport
Cellular component (GO): membrane
Molecular function (GO): voltage-gated potassium channel activity
Source: RefSeq, a predicted model, not a curated record
GUCUUAGCACGUAGAUGUAAAAUCUAGAAAGUUCACAGGCAGGCUUCUUAUAUUAAGCCCGGGGGGGUGGGGAAGAGUGACCCGCCCCUCUUUUCCGCUCAACACUUGAGAGACCAUCUGCUGAACAUACAAAAUACCAACAUAUGGGGAAGAGAUUGAUAAGCGUUCAAACAGAACCAAUCCAAAAAAUCCAUUAAUAUGAAUCAUGUGAAACUUUCGCAAUAUUCAGAAUUCUUUCCAUGCCUGAAAACCCGUAGGCAUAUUUUUUAUCGUGAUUUCAAGCUGACCGUGGACAAAAACGUCUUGUUGAAAACCGCUCAUCCCCUGUGUAACAAAAGCUCACGCUGCCAAAAAGAAAAAAACACGCUAACUUUGCAUUUUUGUUAUCGAAUAGCAGCCGACGUGUUCACCAGCUGCUUCCUGUUUUCCGCACAUGACCACAGUCAAAAACUUCUUCUGACUCCACAUGGAAUGCCACGAUAUCGUCGUUACGCAAUUCCUCGCUAUGCUGUCCGGCCGCACUUUCCCUCUACUCCCACUUCAAUUGCGAUGAUGUGAUUGGUCGAUGUAACGUUAGCAGCUGUAAUUGGGACUGCAGUGCAUCUCAAGUGUGUCAACGGUGUGUGUGACACUUUUGGAACGUGAUCUACCGUGCCACUGAUUUGCUUGGCUGCUGACCAGGUCACUCACAGGACAAAAACUCCAAAUAUAUUCCCGAAACAUCUGUUGCCCGCUCAUGAGUAAUUCAUACCUGUUGAGCCCUGGAUGUCUCCGCAAUUUGACCGCCGCGCCAGAGAAGGGGAGGGGGGGAGGGAGGUGAGUGAACCAACAAGCCGAUUAUUGAAGGCUACUUGAUGAGCUCCCCGCCUGGCAAUUUGCAUCCGUCCAGGCUGGAGACAGAUGAAGCUGCAUGUCAGACAAUAGCCACAUUUUUUUUCCAAGUAGUUAAGAAUGACAGCUCUAUUCUUCUUGUAAGUCGACACUUUCUUUUUCCAACAUGACCAGCCCCUCCAGGAGCCUGGGUGACCAGAAGGGCAUGAAAGAAAGUCCUCGUCACAAACCCGACACACCGUACUACCGUAGCUGGAGCAGUCUGCGGUUCUCCCGAUGGCGGAGCGGCUCCCAGAAGGCCACCUGCCCCGGAACGCCUUCCUCAAAGACGGACAAACACAACGACGUGAGCCAGACUCUUUUCUCGUUGGUCAAAACUCACAACGACGACUACACGGCCGACCCCGCCGGGCUUCUGGACCCCGACGAGGUUGACGACGAUUACGAGGAAGCCGAGCCAGACCGGUCCACGUAUUUCCAGAAGCAGCUCGGAUCCAUGUUGCAGCCCGGCGUCAACAAGUUCUCCCUGCGCAUGUUCGGCAGCCACAAAGGCGUUGCCGCCGAGCAGGCCAGGGUCAAGUCGUUCGGCGUGUGGAUCAUCCAUCCCUACAGUAAUUUCAGGUUCUACUGGGACCUUGUGAUGCUCCUCCUCAUGAUGAGCAACCUGGUGAUCUUACCGUGGGGCAUCACGUUCUUCGAAGACCAGAACACUAUCCCGUGGAUCACCUUCAACAUGCUGUCCGACACUCUCUUCCUCAUGGACCUGGUCUUCAACUUCCGCACGGGCAUCCUGGGCGAGGACAGCCACAUCAUUCUGGACCCUAAGUGCAUCCGCCUGCACUACCUGCGCUCCUGGUUCCUGGUCGACUUCAUCUCGUCCAUUCCGGUGGACUACAUCUUCCUGGUGGUGGACCUGGAGUCUCUGCAGGACUCGACCGACGUGUACCGGACAGCUCGAGCCCUUCGCAUCGUGCGCUUUACCAAGAUCCUCAGCCUGCUGCGACUCCUGCGCUUAUCCCGACUCAUCCGCUAUAUCCACCAAUGGGAGGAGAUGUUCAACAUGACGUACGACCUGGCCAGCGCGGUGGUGCGCAUCGUCAACUUGAUCGGCAUGAUGCUGCUGCUGUGCCACUGGGACGGCUGCCUCACCUUCAUGGUGCCCAUGCUGCAGGACUUCCCCGCAGACUGCUGGGUGUCCAAGAACAACAUGGUGAACGCCACAUGGCACAUCCAGUACUCGUACGCCCUGUUCAUGGCCAUGAGUCACAUGCUGUGCAUCGGUUAUGGCGCCAACCCCCCGGAGGGCAUGACUGAUGUGUGGCUGACCAUGAUCAGCAUGGUGGUGGGCGCCACAUGUUACGCCAUGUUCCUGGGCCAUGCCGCCAACCUGGUGCAGUCUUUGGAUGCCUCGCAUCGCCACUAUCAGGAGAAGUACAAGCAAGUGGAGCAGUACAUGUCGUUCCACAAGCUGCCCGCGGACCUGCGGCAGAGGAUCCACGACUAUUACGAGCAACGUUUCCAAGGCAAGAUGUUUGACGAGGACAGCAUCCUGGGAGAGCUCAGUGAUCCGCUAAAAGAGGAAAUCGUCAGCUACAACUGUCGAGGUCUGGUGGCCAACAUGCCCCUCUUCGCCAAUACCGACCCUCACUUCGUGACCGUGAUCCUCACCAAGCUGCACUUCGAGGUCUUCCAGCCGGCAGACUUCAUCAUAAGGGAGGGAACGCUGGGUCGGAAAAUGUACUUCAUCCAGCACGGCACCGUCGUGGUCAUCCCGCGAGGCAGCAAGGAGAUCAGACUAAGCGACGGGGCCUAUUUUGGGGAGAUCUGUCUGCUGACUCAAGGCCGACGCACAGCUAGCGUGAAGGCCGAAACGUACUGUCGGCUCUACUCGCUGAGUGUGGACACCUUCAACGAAGUGCUGGAGGAGCACCCGCUCAUGAGGCGGGCCUUCGAGAGCGCGGCCGUGGACCGACUGGGUCGGGUCGCCAGGAGGCCCAGCCACCAGCCUCCCCCAAACGAGUGACCAAAGCAACAACCAAAUGUGACUCAUGACUCGUAAUACCAUGCAGUAAAAAUACUUUAUUACAACAGUAGGUAAGUACUAAGUAAUCCAUUUUAUUUAGUUUUAAUCUCCACUUUUGUUGUCAUAUUGUAUUAUUGUUUCCCCCCCGCAAAAGAUUCUUCCCUCCACGUGCAGUUCACCAAUAAAAUACACUAUUUAUGGAAAU